GUUUUUUAUUCAGGCACAUAUUUAAUCCCGGCGGACAGCCCCUACAGGUGUGAAACAUGGCGGCUGGUAGUGCCGAACUCUGAUCAAACUCGCUAAAACUCGCUGAAAACAGGUAAAACAGGUUGCGGAGUGUUAGUCUGAUGUAGCUGAAGACCACCAUGUGGGGCAGGCGUAGAGCAGACAUAGCGAGGGCUGUGCUGUUACUGUUAGUGGUGGGAACAGUAGUUUAUCACGGAGCAAAGUUUUACAUGGACAGUCUGCAGCUGGACACACGACACGAGGUGCGGGAAGUGGAGACAGAGAACACAGAGGAAGAGCCUCAGCCAGUUAUAGCGGAUAAUGCAGAGAAGAAGGAACAGCUAAAGCCACAAGUAGACAUUCCUCCAGACCCCCCUAAAUGCGGAAUCCAGCCCCCCUGUAGCAAGGACCAGUUUGCGUUCGCCAUCAGCAGUGGGCAGGCGCAGAGGGUCGGGCCCAGGAUCUGCUUCGACGGGAAGGAUCUGGUUAGUGACGACACACACAACGCAGGCAGGGGCAUGAACAUUGUCGUCAUCGAUGGUCAGUCCAAGGAGGUGUUAAAAAAAGAUUCGACUAUGGUAUUCACAGAUGACGCUGAGCUGAUCAAGUUUCUGCAGAACAGAAAGGAAGGCCAGCUGGUUCUGGUGGCUUCCUACGAUGACGCUGCCUACAAGCUGACUGAAGAGUCGCGGGAGCUGCUCUCAGCGCUGGGCAGUCAGCACAUCGCUGGUCUGAAGUUCCGGGACAGCUGGGCCUUCCUGGGCUACAAGGGCAGCCAUGGGCCGGCUCCUAAGGAGGAGGUACAUCACCAUGUGGACAGGCAGGACGAGUGGCCACAACAAGCUGAGAUCCGCGGCUGUGCGCCUCUGCCAACAGGAGCUGCAGUUCCGGAAGAGCAGCCAGGGGGAGCAGGAGCUGCAGUUCCGGAGCAGCAGCCAGGGGGAGCAGGAGCUGCAGUUCCAGAACAGCAGCCAGGGGGCGCCCCUGAGGACUCCUGUGCCACCUACACCCCCCACUGUGAUGCAGGAGCUCCCGUCUACCUGUUCGCUGGGGACAAGACCAAGAACCACUGGCCGGAGAUAUGCAUAAACGGACAAUAUGUGAUCCGCGGAGGGAAGAUCGGCUGGCGAGGGCUGAAUGUGGUCGUCAUCGACGGUCGGACAUUUCAGGUCACACAGGCAAAAAACUUUGACACCUACGAAAAAGGGAGUUCUGAACUGGAGGACCUUAUAUGGAAAAUGGACGAGACCAGCCUGAUGCUGAUAGCGACUUACGACGAGGCGUCGCGCAGUUUGUCGUCGUACGCUCGAAGCCUCCUCACCGACCUGGGGAGUUCAAAGGUCAAGAACCUGGGGUUUCGAGACAGCUGGGUCUUCAUCGGGCAGAAGGGCAUUGUGGGAGUUUCCCCACACGAGAAGCACGAGAAGGGAGGCGGCCAGUUUGGGGGAGCCGUGGAGAUCAAGGCGUGUCUGGCGGGGAAACUAACCGGUCAGAAGCAGGAGGGGGUCGACAGCAACGUCAACAGGCCCAGGAGAGAGUUCUGCGAGACGUACAACCAAGCUGGGGAGUACGGGGACUUCUGUUCAGAGGAGAAUCAGAAGGAGUCCUUGUUGCCGGCACCUUUAGGAGACCAGCUGGACCUGAGGGGACAUGCCGUGUUCGCCACUCCGAUUGUCGUUAUCGCAAGAACAGCGCUGAACCUGGUACAGCAGACGCUGGAGUCCCUCCGGCUGCAGCCCGGAAUCAACCCCAAAAUGGUGCAGGUGAUGAGCGACGGUUCCUUUGAUGAACCCCACAAACUGGCAAAUCUGUACGGCUUUCAAUGGCAGAGCCUCCAGCCCACCACCAAGUAUGUCUACCAGAUGCAUCAUGCCAUGGCUCGUGUCUUCGAAACGUUCAAGGACUCGAAGUAUGCCAUAUUUAUCGACGAAGGGUUCCGGGCGCGACCGGGAUUCCUGCGCUACUUCGGCCAGACUCUGUCUCUGCUUGACCAGGAUGAUUCUGUCUUCAGUGUGUCGGCCUGGAACCACAACGGUUUUGAAGGCCUGUCCCAGGACCCCAGCCUUGUCUACAGAACGGAAGAUUUCCCUGCAACUGGGUGGGUCGUGCGGAGGUCAGUGUGGGAGUCAGAG
Branchiostoma floridae (Florida lancelet) is the source of this 2150-nucleotide messenger RNA. Its product is annotated as protein O-linked-mannose beta-1,2-N-acetylglucosaminyltransferase 1-like. NCBI's taxonomy places the organism in Eukaryota, Metazoa, Chordata, Leptocardii, Amphioxiformes, Branchiostomatidae. The transcript is spliced from 24 exons. The record is from RefSeq and is a predicted model, not a curated record. Gene Ontology annotation, cellular component: Golgi membrane. Gene Ontology annotation, molecular function: beta-1,3-galactosyl-O-glycosyl-glycoprotein beta-1,3-N-acetylglucosaminyltransferase activity. Gene Ontology annotation, biological process: protein O-linked glycosylation via N-acetylgalactosamine. The annotation marks the transcript as partial.